Messenger RNA from Prorocentrum cordatum, 1065 nucleotides. Lineage: Eukaryota; Dinophyceae; Prorocentrales; Prorocentraceae. The record is from the annotation of a GenBank genome assembly.
AUGCCCAAGGAACAGAGAGUUGCGGCAACCGAGCCGGCGCAGGAGAUGACCGACGCGCCCGCAGCUGCGCUGAAGUUGCGCGAGGGUUUCGCCUGGCAGUGCCGGCUCGUCAAGGCCCUGCAGGGGUACGCCGAGAAGGCCGCCGAUGCGUUCGAGGCUCUAGCGUUCGUGCACGAAGUGCUGGACGAGGGCGGCAUCGCCAAGGUCCUCGACGCCGCCCCGCUGGCGCAUGACCUGCUGCGCGGCUUCCGCGAGGCGGGCGCCGCCGCCCGCGGCGCCGCGGGAGCCUCGCGCGAGCUGCUGGAGACCCACAGGGCGUCGCUGGACGCCUGCGCGGGGCUGCUUCGCGAGGCGGACGCGGCCGACGCAGCGCUGAAGGCAGCCAGCGCUGGGGGCCCCGCGGUGCUUGCAAGGAACAGCGAGAAGGUGCAGAAGGCCACGACUCGCGCAGCCAUGGCCAGGGACAGCGCCAACAACGCUCUGCAGGCGUGCGCAGGGCGGAAGCGGAAUCUCUGCCAGCUUGCAGUGGGGUCGGUCGCCGCAGUGGCAAAGGCGGUGCGGUACGCUGCGGCCGCGGUAUCCACGGAGUCCACGCCGUCCAAGCUCUGUUCGAAGCAGAGCACGAAGCGACUCAUCUCUCGGCAGCCCUCGGACAACUUGACGGCUCCUUCGCGGCAGCACCUGGGCGUUUCACAGAUUGCGGACCAGGGACCAGGUCGUGACACUGGCAGCGGCAUCGGGCAGAGCAUCAGCCCAGCGGCGCCCGACCAGUUCUGCGAGGAGGGCGGCCGAGAUCGCCGUGACACAGAGGCUGGGGGCGGAAGCCCACCGGCGCUGAGCCUGAUCGAACUCGACCUGGACCUCCUGUCAAAUGAGGGGCCCGCGCAGUGCAAAGUGUCAAGGAGCUACAGCGAUUUCUCCAGCUCGACCGCCACGGGAGGGGCCUUCUCCCUCACCAGGCUGCGGGGCUACUCGUCCGAGAACUCCUGGGGGAGCACCUGCUGGAGCAGCGGUGGGUUGCUUGCCGCGCUCGCCCCGAGCAAGGACAGGGCCCUCCGCUCGUGA